Messenger RNA from Hevea brasiliensis (rubber tree), 475 nucleotides. RefSeq names its product putative lipid-transfer protein DIR1. Gene Ontology annotation, biological process: systemic acquired resistance. NCBI's taxonomy places the organism in Eukaryota, Viridiplantae, Streptophyta, Magnoliopsida, Malpighiales, Euphorbiaceae. Gene Ontology annotation, molecular function: fatty acid binding. The transcript has a single exon. Bases 72 to 389 code for a protein of 105 amino acids. The record is from RefSeq and is a predicted model, not a curated record.
GAUUCCAGCUUCAUCACCGCACAGUAGGAGGAGAAACUAAACGCAAAAAACAACUGCGCCUGAUAUAUUAGAUGAUGGAGAAAGCAGCAGCAGCAGGGAGGUGGGUGGUGGUAAUGGUACUGGUGAUGGCAGCCAUAUUUGAAGGCACAAGGUCUUUAAACUUGUGUGACAUGAAUGACGAUGGUAUAUUGGCAUGCAAGCCAUCAGUAAGCAAGCCAAAUCCGGUGGAUCCGCCAACGAAAGAAUGUUGCAAGGCGCUUAAAGGUGCUAACUUGACGUGCCUGUGUUCAUAUAGAAAUUCCCUCUUGCUGCCUUCUCUUGGGAUUGAUCCUGAUCUUGCAUUGGCUUUGCCUGCAAAGUGUAACCUCACCACUCCUGCCGGUUGCUAAGCCUAUAUUUAUUUGUUGCUAUUCAUGCUUGUUCAUGCUCUUGUUGAACGUAUCUCUAUAAAGAGAGGAGAUCUUUUUCAUAGUUA